Molecule: messenger RNA, 939 nt
Organism: Phanerochaete carnosa HHB-10118-sp
Lineage: Eukaryota; Fungi; Basidiomycota; Agaricomycetes; Polyporales; Phanerochaetaceae
Exons: 2
Coding region: 1-939 (312 amino acids)
Source: RefSeq, a predicted model, not a curated record
AUGCGCAGUUCUGGUACGAUACUUACGGCAUCUUUCCGGGGAAACCCUCGGAUUAUAGAGAACCCAGGCAACCUGCCAAAAGAAGUUAUCAAAAGAAACCUCGUCCACCAACUCAGUAUGCCCAAGUACACCAGCAAGAACUUCGUCGUCGCAAAGAACGAGUCUUUGGGCGUUCCCCUUUUGGAACGUAUUCAACUUUCUCCCGAAAACGAACGUAAAUUCAAAAACAUCGGAAAACCUGCAAAACGGUACCAACCGUACGCUAACAAGCCCAUCGCCCACAAGCCGCUCGCAUUCGAACGUUGCCUCGAGUUACUCGACGAGGCGAAGAAAGAAGCCCAACGACGUCAGCAAGCUGCUGAUGAUCUACUCAAACAACGACGCGCGGAAGCCAAGAAAAUUGGUACGCGUCGAGCUUAUGAUGACCUAGUACGCUCAUGCCCGGAUCUCUUCGCGUCCGAGGGGGAAAAUUUCCUCCUAUGGAUUAAAGAGAUCGAAGAGACUUCAGCGAGCCUAACAAAGCUCAAAUUCAUGAAGAAGGGGAUUCUUCGCCGUUGCGAUGAACUCCUCCCCACUCUCGUUGCCGUAAAUAAGCGGUUCUUCGCAACGCACGACCAUUUGGUUGAUGCAGAGGAACUCGCUAAGGCCGGGAAAGGGUCACUUGCUGCCGAGCAGGUGCAUGAUUUGCUGAAGCUCUUAGACGGGCUUAGCUACAUCAAGGAGGUCGUCGAAGACAAAGAGCUCGACAUUGUCGAAUGGGGCAAUACGGAGUGGAGGCGGAUCAGCGGGCUUUGCAGGCGGUUAAAAAAGGUACACACAGAAGGCACGGACUUUUAUGACAUUUGUAAAACACUGUUAGAAGGGAACUACACCAUACCGGUGCGGUUUAAAGCCUACAGUAAAGAUACAGAUGAUUUCGUCUGGUACAAUGGUGUAUAA